ACUCCAGAAGAUGGCAGUAGUGAAACAUAAAGGAUGUAAUCUGCCGUCAAAACCCAAAGAAAGAUAAUAAAAGAAGAACGAGGGCAAUUUACAAAACGCGUUUUACUUUUUUAUCCGUAACUACGGAAGGCUUGAAGGGACAAAUGCAUGCUAGCUGAGUAGGAAGGCUCGGCUAACCAUAGUUGACUAAUCAUGGCAGCCCACCUGAAAAAGCGAGUUUAUGAGGAAUUUUCCAAAGUCGUACAGAUUCCCCAGGAGGAAGCUCCGGCCAAGAAGCUGCGACUAUCCAAACCCAGUAAGUCUGCGGCGCUGCACAUCGACCUCUGUAAGGCCACCAACUCCACCGAUGCCCUGCAGUACCUGCUGCAGUUCGCACGCAAGCCCGUGGAGGUGGAGAGCGUGGAGGGGGUGGUCCGGAUCCUGUUGGAGCACUACUACAAGGAGACGGAUAACUCUGUGAGGCUGAAGAUUGCCUCUCUGCUGGGUCUGCUGUCCAAAACGCAGGGCUUCAGCCCCGACUGCAUCGUGGACGACGCCAUCAACAUACUCAACAACGAGAAGUCCCAUCAGGUCCUCGCCCAGCUGCUGGACACUCUGCUGGUCAUUGGUAUACAACUACCUGAGAGUCCUACAGUCAGACAGAGGCUCAUAGAGAUGGCCUGCAAGCACCUGUCUGAUACGUAUUUCGGGGUGAGAAACAAGUGUCUGAGGCUCCUCGGAUGUCUCGGCAUGGCCGACACCCCUCUGACCAAAGACAACGACGUACUGGGCGCGUCAUUAGGAGGAGUGAGGGACAUCCAGAGUAUCAUCAGUGACUUCUUUGGAGACCAGGACCCCAGAGUCCGCACCGCAGCCAUCAAAGCCAUGCUGCAGCUGCACGAGAGAAGAAUAAAGAUUCAUGAGAUCAUUUAUGACCAGGCCUGCAGGUUGCUGUCAGAUGAUUAUGAGCAGGUCCGCUCUGCAGCGGUGCAGAUGGUGUGGGUGCUCAGUCAGCUGUACCCAGAAAGCAUUGUGCCCAUCCCAUCGUCCAAUGAAGAGAUCCGACUUGUUGAUGAUGCAUUUGGGAAGAUCAGUCACAUGGUCAGCGAUGGCUCCUGGAUGGUCCGGGUACAGGCGGCUAAAACUCUGGGUUCGAUGCUGCAGGUGAGUCCUCACUUUCUGGAGCAAACUUUGGACAAGAAGCUGAUGUCCGAUCUCAGGAGGAAGUGUACGGCCCAUGAACGGGCCAAGGAGCUCUUUACUUCUGGAGAGUUCUCCUCUGGCAGGAAGUGGGCCGACGACGCCCCCAAAGAGAAACUGGACACGAACACCGUCAACCUGAUCGCCUCGGGGGCCUGCGGUGCCUUCGUUCACGGCCUGGAGGACGAGAUGUUUGAGGUCCGUAUUGCGGCGGUGGAGGCGUUGUGCCAGCUGGCUCGGUCGUCUGCCAGCUUCGCCGAAAAGUGUCUGGACUUCCUGGUCGACAUGUUCAACGACGAGAUCGAGGAAGUGAGGCUGCAGUCCAUCCACGUGCUGAGAGAAAUCUCUACCCAUAUAACGCUCAGAGAGGACCAGCUGGACACGGUGCUGGCUGUGUUGGAGGACUCGUCUCGAGACAUCAGAGAAGCUCUCCAUGAAUUAAUUUGUUACACCAACGUCUCCACUAAAGAGUGUAUCCAGCUGGCUCUGCUGGAGCUGCUGAAGAACCUCAACAAAUAUCCCACUGACCGCAACUCAGUCUGGAAGUGUCUAAAGUUCCUGGGUUCCCGUCAUCCAACACUGGUAUUGCCGCUGGUCCCUGAACUGCUCAGCACACACCCGUACUUCGACACACCAGAGCCUGACAUGGACGAUCCGGCCUACAUUGCGGUUCUGGUGUUGGUGUUCAACGCUGCCAAGUCGUGUCCCACCAUGCCGGCGCUGUUCUCCGACCACACCUUCAGACACUACGCCUACCUGAGGGACAGUCUGUCACACCUCGUGCCGCCACUGAGAUUGCCGGGCAACGGUCUGGACUUGGUGGACUCGCGUUGCGGUUCUGGUUCUGUAGAGUCGGCCCAGCUCUUCCUUCAGCAGAGUCUGAACAGGGUCAGCACCAUCCAGAACCUGGAAGCGCCUGGAGCCCAGGACCUGCUAAACUUCACCAUACGAGACCUGCGGCGGCUGGGCGAGCUGCAGACGGAGCUCGCCGGAGCCGCUGAUUUCUGUGCUACAUAUCUUCGUUGCCAGCUGCUGCUCAUGAAGGCUCUGCAGGAGAAGCUGUGGAACAUGGCUGUCCCUCUGUGCCUCAAACAAAACGUCACGGCCACAGCAGCGGCUCAACAGGUCAGCACACAAACCUACAAGCUGGAGUUUCUGUACAGCGGUUUGGAAAGCAGACAGGUAGCCACUAUACAUCAUGUUCGCUUGCAGGCCAAAGCUCUGCAGCUCAUCCUGACUGCUCGCACCAGGCAAGGGUUGGAUCCUCUCAUCAGCAGCUGCGAGAAGUUUUUGCAGGGCAUUGAGUCUUUUCAGAGGCUGUUUGCAGCAGAGCUGCCCCACCUGCAGGACAGUUUUGUGGAUAAGCUUUUGGAGCUGAUGCCCCGGCUGUCGUCCUGUAAACCGGCGGAGAUGGUGAAGAUCCUGCUGGCCACUCUGAGACUGAGCGGCCUGCUGCAGCUCAGACUGCCUGAGCAGAUCCAUCGGGCGACAGCCACCAUCAUCGAGCCGACCGGGGAGUCCGACAACCCGCUGCGGUUCACGACCGGCCUGGUGGUGGCGCUAGACAUCGACGCAACGCUGGAGCACGUUCAGGACCCGCAGAACUCUGUCAAAGUACAGGUUCUGUAUCCAGACGGCCAGAGUCAUGUCAUCCAUCCUAAACCUUCAGACUUCAGAAAGCCUGGACCUGACAGGCACAGACUCAUCACACAGGUUUACCUCUCACACACGGCAUGGACAGAGCCGUCUCAAAUCGAGGUGCGCCUCCUGCUGGCCUACAGCUCCUCCUCAACCUCCCUCUCCUCUCCUUCGGCAUCCAAGGUGGGAUGGAGCGAUAGCAUCGACAGCCUCCCGCCACCAGAGGCCGCCGUAGAGGGAACCAUUCCGUUCAGCAAGCCCGUCAAAGUCUACAUCAUGCCCAAACCUGCCCGCCGCUAACCGCUCAUCACAAAGGACACCCAAACAAGGCUGUUGUCUGUGCACGAUCCGUCCUGCCUGCACGAUCUGUUCUGCGCACGUGCAAUAUGUUCGCGCAUGCUCAGAUGAUGUCAUGAUGAUCGCGGAUUUACGACACUGCACGAUCUGUUCCUACAGACAGUUAAAGAAAGUCUGUUCGCCUCCACUGGAAAGCUAACGUUAGUUUAGCUAACAGCUAAUUUGGCUAACCACUAGCUGAGACAGCGUGUAAAAGACCCUCAAAAGUUAAAAUAACCGUUUAAAUAUAUAAGUGCUGUUACGUCAGUUCUACUUUACUUAUGUGUUUACUUAAAACACAAUCACUCAAUACUUCUUUAUUAUAACUGUAAAGUCUUAAUUUAGCUGUAGCUGCUUUUCCCACGGUUAAGUUUGAGUAACGAUAUUUUAGGCUGAAUCAAGCUGUCAGCUAGCCGAAAUAGCUGUUAGCUAAACUAGCGUCAGCUUCUCGGUGGAGGCUACAACUAAUUAAUAUAUUUAUAUUAUAUUUGAGGGUCUUUUACAUGGUGACUCAGCUAACGGUUAGCCGAAUUAGCUGUAAACUAACGUCGUUAGCUUUCCGGUGGAGGCUAACAGCUAAACCCCUACUGUGGAACAGAUCGUGCAGUGCCGUAAGUUCCUGGUAAAUCCUCGUACGUUAUGAUUAUCAUCUGCACACGCGCAGGACGGAUCGUGCAGGCAGGACGGAUCGUGUAGCGACAGCUGUUACUCUUCACAGCUUUCAGAUGCGAGACCCUCUAAGCUGUGCAGAAAAGAUGACAUUGCUUUCUUUUCUCUUCAGAAACACAUUCAGUUUUAGAUUUUGGACAAAAAUAAUAAUUCAUGGUUAAGUGGGAGGAUGCACAAGAGUAUUUUCCACUCAUGGUGUCAUUUCGUAUGGGGAAUAUUUUUGUACUUUACAAUUGUUUCUGAAAGAUAAACCCAUGUGAAGGAGAUGAUU
Messenger RNA from Etheostoma spectabile (orangethroat darter), 4093 nucleotides. RefSeq names its product integrator complex subunit 4 (gene ints4). The record is from RefSeq and is a predicted model, not a curated record. The coding region runs from base 193 to 3117 and encodes 974 amino acids. Gene Ontology annotation, cellular component: integrator complex. Lineage: Eukaryota; Metazoa; Chordata; Actinopteri; Perciformes; Percidae. Gene Ontology annotation, biological process: snRNA processing. The transcript has 24 exons.